Paralichthys olivaceus (Japanese flounder) is the source of this 273-nucleotide messenger RNA. The record is from RefSeq and is a predicted model, not a curated record. Lineage: Eukaryota; Metazoa; Chordata; Actinopteri; Pleuronectiformes; Paralichthyidae.
AUGAAUUUGGACGUGGCCAAAGCUGAAGCGAAGACUGGAAACAAAGCUCCUCUUAGAGCCACCGGUCCAGGAUCCCCACGCAAGGGCCCGCCCAAGUUCAAGCAGAGGAACAACCGACAGUUCAAGAGCAAGCCUCCGAAGAGGGGCGUCAUCGGCUUUGGAGAGGACAUCCCAGGAAUGGAAGGUCUUGGCACCGACAUCACUGUGAUCUGCCCGUGGGAAGCCUACAGCCAUCUAGAGCUACAUGAACUGGCUCAGUAUGGGAUCAUCUGA